This is a messenger RNA of Trachymyrmex cornetzi, 5713 nucleotides long. RefSeq names its product POU-domain protein pdm3 (gene pdm3). The transcript has 13 exons. The record is from RefSeq and is a predicted model, not a curated record. NCBI's taxonomy places the organism in Eukaryota, Metazoa, Arthropoda, Insecta, Hymenoptera, Formicidae. Gene Ontology annotation, biological process: regulation of transcription by RNA polymerase II. Gene Ontology annotation, molecular function: RNA polymerase II cis-regulatory region sequence-specific DNA binding; DNA-binding transcription factor activity, RNA polymerase II-specific. The coding region runs from base 1614 to 3644 and encodes 676 amino acids.
CCGUCAGGGUUCAGGUCCGAGUUUUCGCGUCGAGCUCCAAUCGUGCAACGUGCACGACCACGCUGCCAAGCAAGGACAACACGAAGAGGAGUGAAUCGACUGCCUGCUCCGAGACACUGAACCCACGUGAGAUCAUCUGGAUCAUCGUUCACAGUGCCGAUUGAGGAAGAAUUUUGUUUGGGAAAACUCGAGCUAAUCGCUAGAGGAAGAGUCAGACAGAACAUCGAACGAUCGACACUUCCCUCGCGGGGAAUCAACGCGAAGGAUCAUCCGCGACGUGUUGGUGAAAAGCUAGUGUUCGUGGAUCAGAGAGUGAUCAGGAAGUUUAACUUGCAGCUGCGUGCGCCGAUUUGUCCGGCCUAUCAGCACGUGGCCGCAGGGGUGGGACUUCUUUCGGUGCGCCUCGCGGGUUAGUUAAGCGCGGUGAACUCUGUGACAGUUGACCAGUGAAACGUGUCGGGAAGACUCUAUUGACAGUUACGUCGCUCCAUUUUCAUCUAUUUAAAUCACUGUGGCCGUGACAAUCGCUCCAAUUUGCUCCGCGUUUCGAACAUAAAUUAGGAGUAAAUGCGUGGAAACGUUAAAUCGCGACAAGUGCGCAGAAUAGGUGAAACGAAAUUAAUUAAACGACGAUUAAAGCACUCGACGAUAUUGGCGCGUGUCAAAACCGAUCUACCGGCUCCGAGAACAAAUCUCGGAUAGAAUAUAUGCUAUACAUAGUUGAACAAAAGAAAGCAAUGAAACAAGGACUAUGGUUCUAAUAAGCUUCUAAUUAUCACGACAGGUGCGCUGAUAAUUACGACGCGCGCGUGAUCAUCACGUGGACACGUCAGUGUUUUUCAACGCAAAAUUAUAUGUUACGGACAACAACUACGAAGUGUAUGGCUUGACGAGCGCAAAUAGAAUAAUUAAAAGCACAUUACACAGAAAAUCGUGUCAUCUGUUAGUUAUCUGUCCGGUGACGCGUCGGAGCAUCCCGUGUCAAGGAUUGAACUGAAAAUAUCAUUUUUUUUUUUCAAAACGCUUUAAUCAUCCAGAAAACAGUUAAAAAGUUAAAAGUUUUCAAAAUAUUUCUCGUCUUCCGAGUUCCUUUUAAUUACGAAUAUCGCCUUAGGCAGAUACGAGAGAAAAAGGGAUCAAUCGAGCAGUGUUUUAUGAAGCAGCGAGCAAUUAACUGUUUGCUUCUUGAUCACUCCUAAUUACUCGCAAUUACUCGUUGUAAUUAAGUAGGCUGAUGUCACCGGCGGCCGAUGUAUUAUCAGUGAAUCGUCCGUUUCUCGACGUCGAUCCGCCACUCCUCUCAGAACGGCCUGUUAAUAUUCGCCGUAAGAAAAUUAUCGGAAGAUCGUGAAACUUGCGGACGAGGAGGCGGCAGAAGGAGGAUCUCUCGAAAGGAAUUAAGACGGGUCAGCGGGGUGUAAACCCGGCAUCGGAGAAGGAACGAGGGCAAGACAGACAGACGGCUGAUCGGUGAAGAUCGGUACGACCGCGACGGAAUUGCACCGUGGCGGAGAUAAAUAACAACCGCUAAAUAAAUCCGCGUCAGGACGACGUCCCAAAUACAUCAGUCACAGAUCGCCUCAGAUUACGAGUCCCCGGGAUGCAAGGCUGACAUGGCGGAGGGUUCGGCCGAGGAGGAACAGAGCAGUACUGCUGCGCCCGCUUCCCCGCCAGCUGAUCUUCGCACUCUGAACACCCAAUUGUCGCCGCCUUAUCACCACCAGCCCCAUCUCCAGCCUCGUCUUCAGCAUCUGCAGCAUUCCAACAUGCUGGCGACCGCCGUACCGCCCCGGCACAGCCUCAGUAUGCUGUCUCAUCAGGUGAAAGCGGAGGCAGAGCUGGACGCCCCCUGCGAUGUGCCAUUGAAUCUCAAGAGCGAGGACAGCGACAGGAGUAGCGCUGGAAGUCCCGAACCGGCGACAGGUGGUGCACUUCACGAACACCAAAUGAUGAUAGAUGAUAUAAAGAAUUCACGAAAGAGGCGACGGAGUCCGUCACCUGAAAAUCUCCAUCAAGCGAAACGCGCGGCGGUAGCACAAGCUCACUUAAACGGGACGAUGGCUGGUAUGGUGACGCUUCAAAAUCUUCAGAAUUUAGCGAAUUUGCAAAAUCUUCCACAAGUCGCGUCAUUGGCCGCCGGUCUUCAGGGAAUGACAGCGGGAUUAACUAAUAAUCAGCUGAUCAAUACUCCGUUGAAUUUAACCGUCAGCUCGUCAGGCGGAACGGUACCAACAGCCUCGAGUACGACGGCAGGUCCCCACCUUUUGCCACCUAGCUCAGCCCCAAUGGCAACGUUACCUCAGCUAUUAUCUCAACCACAACCGGUCGCGAUGCCUCAAUUCAUCCUAACGUCUGGUCAAUUGGUUCAGGGCAUUCAAGGAGCUCAGCUUCUUAUCCCCACUUCGCAAGGUAUCGCUACCCAAACCAUUUUGACUAUACCAGUCAGUCACGUUACGAACAAUCAAAUGGUGAAUUUAGCGCUCAGUAAUGGACAAGUAGUUUCUACGACAUUGGCGAAUCUCCAAUCUCUAGCUCAACCGCAAAAUAUGCUUAAUACGCCUACGAGCAAUGUUCCCACGAGCCCCAGCCUGGCAUCGGGAUUAGGGCUGAACCCUGCCGCUUUGCCGCAUCUUCUAAGCAAUAGUUCGGCGAGCCAACAACUUCUGAGCGCGAUGCAGCCGCAGCAACUGCUUCAGGCUGCCCAGGCGGCACAAGCGCAAGCAGCGCAGGCUGUACAGGCCGUUCAGGCUUCUCAGCAACCGCUUUUAACGACAUCGCCUCAACAGCACAGCCACCGACACACCUCGCAUAUAAAUCAUUACACAUCGACGGAAAAACAUCACAGGGACAGACCGGAGCAGUCGUCGCCAUUGAAUGAAUCCGUGGUGUCCGCUGCAUCCGCUUUGAACAGAUUGGCCGCUAGUAAUGGCGAGAUUACUAUCACGACGACGCACGGACCUGGCGGUGCUGGGUUAAAGGCUUCUCCGAGCAGUAUGCACAGUCCAAUAAAGGAGGAGGAGGAUGAUCUCUUGAACGAUUCACCGAAUCAGCCAACGAUCAAUGAGGCCACUAAUAACGUAGUCGAUGGGAUCAAUUUGGAUGAGAUCAAGGAGUUCGCCAAGGUUUUUAAGCUGCGCAGACUGUCUCUGGGUCUGACACAGACCCAAGUUGGUCAGGCUCUGAGUGUCACUGAGGGCCCCGCAUACAGCCAAAGUGCCAUAUGCAGUGCCCUGGCUACCCAGAUGUACGCUGCCUCGCAGAUUGCCUCUCAGCAGCAAGCUACAUUCGAAAAGCUGGACAUUACGCCGAAAAGCGCGCAGAAAAUUAAGCCCGUUCUCGAGAGGUGGAUGAAGGAGGCAGAAGAGAGUGCAUCUGAUUCCAGGUACAAGAGCGGCGUUAAUCAUCUGACGGACUUCAUCGGGGUUGAACCGAGCAAGAAGCGAAAACGGCGGACUUCCUUCACGCCUCAGGCUUUGGAAUUGUUGAACGCACAUUUUGACAGGAAUACUCAUCCUACUGGUAACGAAAUCACAACUUUAGCGCAUCGAUUAGGAUACGAUAGGGAGGUGAUAAGAAUUUGGUUCUGCAACAAGAGACAAGCUCUGAAGAAUACGGUGCGGAUGAUGUCGAAAGGCGUUGUAUAGGGAACGAUUACAUCUACCGAACAAUCGGGCACUAUAUGAGAAAAGCUUCAAACUACGAACGAUAAAGAACACGUUUCGUAAAAUUUUCCAAUAUCGCGUUUUCCUCUAGCAUAAAUAAACAAUUCUAACGCGAGAACAAUUUUCCGUAGUUUGUUGCGGAAAGUUACAAGUAAGAAAAAAAAACGUUUAUUAUAAAGAAAACCACAUUUAUCAAAUUCGCUCCAGUACGGAAAGAUCGUUCUAGAUCGAAGCGAAGUCCUUCGAAUAUUGUGAUCGCAGGUGUAUACGACAUCUAUAUAUGUAAAUAGCUUUAAUCUACGAAUAUGUGAUGUAUACAUGAGUCGAAUAUCGAAAAUUGAUAAUCUGAAAUCGUUGUCUCUCAUUUGGUACCAAUCCGUCGCGCGCUUCCAAUUUUCAUAGAUAUAUAUUCACCGGAAAACACUAACUGAUCCAGUUUCGAAUUUCGAACGAACGGACUAUCGGCAAGCAUUAACGAAUUGAUGAACGUAAAUGUCCCGACGAUCGGAAUUACAUGAACAGUUUGUCACAAGCAACUGUAGAAAAAUCACUUCUAGGCUUUUCUAAUUAAUUACAGUUGCUUGAUUGUAAUAUUUGCCGGGACAUGUACGUUUUUCGGAAUACAAUCUAUCAAAACCGGGCGGAAAGACAUGUAAAUCGUCGCACGAAUAAUAACUAAUAAAAAUUUAGCUACCUUUAAAAUGGUUACUUACAAGAAUGCUAGUACAUAAGCGGCGAACGUUUAAACAACUACGUACAAUUGAUUCCUAAUCAACUGGCGAAACAAUCGAAAAUGCACUCAGAAUGAAAACACUCUAAGGGUGGUAAUCAUCCGCGUGCAACAAAAACUUCGACUGUAUCCUGCGAUCGAGGAAUUCUGAGAUAUCGUUGUUGCUCGUUGAGUUUGCGCAAAUAAAAUAUCGCUUAAAAAACAAAUACGAAGUAAAAAAUCAUCGUCUUUAUUGAUUAUAUAAUAUCAUCCCUUGCAUACAUAUAUAUAUGUAUAUAUAUACAUUGUUAUAACGAGCACAAUAAUAUUUCUAUUAUAACUUCGGUAACAAAUCUAGUCGAGAGUUUUUGAUGCGCGUAAGAUCUGUAAUUUACAAGUGUAUUUAGAAAUCAAUGAAAUUCCUUUAGUGACUAAAUAAUGCAAUAACGUCUUUGAAAGUAUGCUAUAAACGAUUAUAUACCACAUGCCGCUCCUGAAGUUAUAUUUAAUCCUGUAGGAAAAGAGAGAGAGAGAGAGAGAGAGAGAGAGAGAGAGAGAAAGAGAGAUAUGCAGUUAGAGACAGACAAGAUUCGAGUUUCUGCAAGACUAGUCCGUGAUAAUCUGCCAUGUAAGACGUAUACGUGUUAAAUGAGCACGCAUCCUCCGUUCCUAUACAUAUAUGCGAUCCGCUUAUUCGCUGAAUAAACGAUAAAGCUCGGACGAAAACUUCGAUUUUAUCAGAGCUUGAUUUCGAUCUGCGGGAUAUUCGAAUAAUAAUAAUUCUUCGAUCACGAAAUACGUUUCUGUAACGUUCCUUUAUUUCAAUUUUGUAUUUAUAAUUGUGCGAAAAAAUAGAAAAGCUAAAGAUACUCGAAUAAUUCCUUUGAAAUAUGCGUACAGUGAAAAAUAUUACACAUGCGUAAUUUUAAAAUCGAAGAAUUAUUAUGCAUUAUUAUUUCUCUUUUAACAAAAAAGAAAUCAUAAUAAUGUGGCCAUGUAAAGUCGCCUCACACAUCAUAGCGAUUAUUUGAUUUGCAAUACGUUGACGUAAUUAUUUAGUUACAAGGGAUCGACAACCCGCAGUCGUUUUCACGCACAAAAGGAUAUUUAAACGAAGUUCUUAAAGUACGGUUUUCUUAAUACUUAGCAGGCGCGUUUAAUGAAUAAGAACUGUGCAUAAAAUGUACUUCAUCCUCUUUAUAAUGGGCUAUUCAUUACGAUAAUAUUGUGAAAUCUCUAACUUGACGAGUAGCUAGGGGCGCAAGGGUAGCAUGUACAUAUUACGAUAUACCUAGACAUUGUAAUAUUAUAAUUAACUUUUAUUAUCAUAGCUAUAAAAUAG